CGCAAUGACAUCACUUCUGACCUCCCUCAGCACCUCGCCAAGAAAGAGCAGCGAACCUCGACUGGAAGGAUAUUUUUUAAUCUACCUUUGGAAUCAAGGAGCAAAUUAUUUAAAAGAUGGGAAAGUUCCUGUUUGUUGUCGCCGCUGUUCUGGCCUCUUUCAUCGCCGCUGAAUCCCUGGUUUGCAACAAAUGCAGCUUCAGUUUGUUGGGGGUGUGCUUGAACUCAGGCACAGUCACCUGCAGCACCAACACGAGCGUCUGCUUCACCGGAAAAGCAGUUUUCCCAUCCCUCACAUCCUUCUCAGGGUUCAACAACCAGGGCUGCCAGGACACCACCACAGGCUGCAACGUCACCACCUCGGCCUCCCUGCUGGGCGUCACCUACAACACCACAAUCUCCUGCUGCAGCUCAGAGAAGUGCAACCCCGUCACCAUCACUUCUGGAGCUCCAUCCACCAAGAUGGCCUUCACCGCUGCUGCCACUGUUGCCCUCCUGGCCUCCGUGUUCAGCAUGCACUGAUAUCUCCCAGCCUCUUCUGAGACUCUUAUUGUGUAUUUCUAAUAAUUCCAAACUAAA
Molecule: messenger RNA, 578 nt
Organism: Oryzias latipes (Japanese medaka)
Lineage: Eukaryota; Metazoa; Chordata; Actinopteri; Beloniformes; Adrianichthyidae
Source: RefSeq, a predicted model, not a curated record